Messenger RNA from Carassius gibelio (silver crucian carp), 1302 nucleotides. RefSeq lists its product as uncharacterized. The coding region runs from base 93 to 914 and encodes 273 amino acids. The record is from RefSeq and is a predicted model, not a curated record. The transcript is spliced from 6 exons. NCBI's taxonomy places the organism in Eukaryota, Metazoa, Chordata, Actinopteri, Cypriniformes, Cyprinidae.
CUUAUAACAAAACCCUACAGCAGCUGAUUCAGAAGAGCCAGACUGUUGUAGCAGUCAGAAUUAUCUCCUCUCCUGAAACGGUCAUCCAUAAAAUGCCUUGCUGUUCUGUUGAGGACCCAGGUGAUUUUUCUGGGGUGCUGGAGGAGUAUCACGAUCUGCGGAUGGUGUUCAGCCGUUCUCGGGCCGCUUCUCUCCCUCCUCACAGUCCCUAUGACUGUAGCAUCGACCUUCUCCCGGCUCGAGCUCGAGGCCGUGGGGAAGAUUCGCGACCUGGAACAGAGGCAGGCCCAGCUGAGAGAGCCGCGCUGGAAUCAUCCCGGGCUGACGCUCACAAGUCCGGGAUGUCCUUCACUGCGACGCCGGGACACCAUGGACCCUGGGUGCAUCCACAGCGGAGGACGCGAGCCGGGUCCCGGGCGACCACUUCUCCCCCUCCUGCCUUCGAGAUCUCCAUCCAAAACCGCUUCGCUCCCCUCCGCGAGACAGGACGCGACGCUGUGAUCAUCGGAGACUCCAUCGUCCGACACAUACCCGCGAUCCUGAAGGACGACGAGAGCCCCAGAGCGGUCGUGCUUCACGCCGGGGCUAACGACACCAUGCUGCGGCAGACGGAGAUGCUGAAGAGGGACUUCAGGAGCCUGAUCGAGACGGUUCGCAGCACGACGCCCGCGGCGACGAUCGUCGUGUCAGGACCACUGCCCACGUAUCAACAAGGACACGAAAGGUUCAGUAGACUUUUUGCUUUAAAUGAAUGGUUGUUGUCAUGGUGUAAAGAACAGAAACUGCUAUUUGUUAACAACUGGAAUCUUUUCUGGGAGCGUCCUAGACUGUUUCGCGCUGAUGGAUUACACCCCAGCAAAAUCGGAGCGGAGCUUCUCUCUGACAACAUCUCCAGGACACUUCACUCCAUGUGACUAGAUUUACCAAGCUCCAGUCUGGAUCCAAAACACCUGAGAAGAGAUGAUGCUGACCCCUCAGAGGAUCCCAGAUGAUGCUAACCCUGAAUCAACAAACAGAACUAACAAUUAUUGCUAAAUGUGUGACUGAAUCAUAUAAUAACUUAAUUAAUAAUAUUGAUAGUUCAUCGUCUAGCUGACUACAUCUUGUAUUAUUAUUAUUAUUUUAAUUUUUUCUAAAAUCCUGUCAAAUGUGCACAAACUACUAGCUACUACUAAAUAUUGUAGAAACAUAAUUUUCUGUAAAGUUGCUUUGUAACGAUUUGUUUUGUAAAAAGCGCUAUACAAAUAAACUUGAAUUGAAUUGAAUUGAAUUGAAUUGAAUUGAAUUGAAUUCUACUCUUAA